Toxotes jaculatrix (banded archerfish) is the source of this 1758-nucleotide messenger RNA. It is a transcript of the gene cln5, whose product is annotated as CLN5 intracellular trafficking protein. The coding region runs from base 140 to 1132 and encodes 330 amino acids. Gene Ontology annotation, biological process: lysosome organization. Gene Ontology annotation, cellular component: lysosome; lysosomal membrane. NCBI's taxonomy places the organism in Eukaryota, Metazoa, Chordata, Actinopteri, Toxotidae. The transcript has 4 exons. Gene Ontology annotation, molecular function: hydrolase activity, acting on glycosyl bonds. The record is from RefSeq and is a predicted model, not a curated record.
UUGAAGGCGGAAGUGAUCCUCGAUGCUGAAACCUAACGCGCAUGUGUCGGAGCCUCGGGUGUCAGAGGACCGUAACUAGCUGUCAUCCCAUCUUCUGCCCUUUAUUCGUAUUUUUUCUGUCUGUGUUUGAGGCUGUAAUAUGACACACACGGAGCUUAUUCUGUGUUUCAACCUGCUUCUGCUUCUUCAUGUGGUCGCUCAGAUCAGGACUAAUGUUCAGCGGCAGUGGCCCGUCCCCUACAGACGGUUUGAUCGACGCCCUGAUCCGGAUUCUUACUGUGAAGCUCUCUACCCGUUCUGCCCCACUGGAGACCGGGAUGGACGAAUUCCCUACAUGAGAGACUCUGAUGUAAUCUCUGUUUAUCGGCUACAAACACCCGUGUGGGAAUUCAAGUACGGAGAUUUACUGGGAAAACUUCAUAUCAUGCAUGAUGCUAUUGGGUUCAGCAGUUCAGAGACGGGGGCCAACUACACCAUGGAGUGGUACGAGCUGUUUCAGCUGGGUAACUGCACCUUCCCUCACCUCAGACCCGAGAUGUACGCACCAUUCUGGUGCAACCAGGGAGCUGCCUGCUUCUUUGAAGGCAUCGACGACUUACACUGGUCACAAAAUGGCACCUUGGAGAAAAUAGGAGAAAUAACUGGUAACCAGUUCAAUGACAUGGCUCAGUGGGUCCAAGACGACAACGAGACUGGGAUCUAUUACGAGACAUGGACAGUUCGCUCUGACCCCAGUCCUAACGCCACAGUGUGGUUCGAGUCCUACGACUGCUCCCAGUUUGUCCACCGCACAUACAGGAAGCUGACAGAGCUUGGAGCCAAACUGUCCAGUCGAUCGCAAACCAACUACACCAAGAUCUACCUGUAUAGCGGCGAGCCCACAUACCUCGGCAACGACAGUGCCAUAUUCGGACAGCCCGCUCUGGAGAAUCUGGCAGUGGACAUCCGCAAAUUCUACCACACAUUCAGGCCACACCAGUCGUUUACAGACUUUGCCAUCAGUCUGUUGGAGGCCUAUAAAAAGGUUGUGCUGGACAAGAGCUUCUACCUCUACUACAACUUUGAGUACUGGCUUCUGCCAAUGAAACCUCCCUAUGUGCAGAUUACAUAUGAAGAGGUGCCUUUGCCUUAACAUCCCAUUUGCUUUGCAGUUAUUUCAUUAAUGAUUGAUCAGUUUACUAAUUGAUUAUGCAAAAGCUAAAGCAUUAGCAAUAACUAAAAAGCAGCUAUUUGAGAAGCUGAAACCAGUGAAUGUUUGAUGUUUUUGUUUGGUUAAUUGAGCUUCAAAGUUAAUUUUUGACCCUGGGGAACAGCAGUUGAGAAAACAGUCUCAACAAGUGCCCUCUGCAGUUUUUUUGUUAACAAACAAAAGUUGUGUUAUCAAUCAGUUUCUCACCACAAUGCAUUCCGUGUAUCCCUGAGGCCUAACAAACAUGUUUACUGCAUUUCCUUCCUCAUAAAACAUUUGCAAAGCUCGUGAUUUGAGCAUUUUGUAUUGUGCUUUGUUUACAUCCGUGUUUGUUUGGCUGAAGUCUUCUUCCCUGGUUUUAUUGAUACAUUGCUGCGUUUGCACCCUGAAUUUUAAGCCAACGUCGACAAGAAGUCCUUGUGUGUGAGUUACAUGGAUGUGUCACUAUCACAGUGUAAAUUGUUAUGCGACAUGUUAUGUAUUCAUAUGUGUACAGUUACUAUCGAAUUCUUUUUCCCUGUUAUAUUUUGCAACUCAGAGUUUUUGCAAUAUAUAAUUUUUUACUCCUU